AUGAAGAGCACGCCGCUUAUCAUCAAUUGGCAUGACCAGAAUGCCCCAGUCUACUCGGCCCAUUUCGAGCCCAACGGCAAGGGCCGACUAGCCACGGCUGGAGGAGACAAUAACGUGAGGCUAUGGAAGGUAGACAGUGAUGGAGAGGAUCGAAAGGUGGACUACUUGUCAACCUUGAGCAAGCACACACAAGCAGUCAACGUCGUUCGAUGGGCCCCCAAAGGCGAGAUCCUCGCUUCCGCCGGCGACGACGGCAAUGUCAUCAUAUGGAUCAUGUCCGAACACAGCGGCCCCGCCUUUGGCAACGAGGGCCUCGAGGAUAAGGAGACUUGGAGAACCAAGCACAUGUGUCGAUCUAGCGGAUCCGAAAUUUACGACCUCGCCUGGUCUCCUGAUAGCUCUUAUUUCAUCAUUGGGAGCAUGGACAACAUUGCCCGAAUCUACAAUGCCAGCUCAGGUACUCUCGUGCGCCAGAUUGCCGAGCAUAGCCACUACGUCCAGGGAGUAGCGUGGGAUCCUUUGAACGAAUAUAUCGCAACCCAGUCCUCCGACCGAUCAGUCCACAUCUACUCGUUGAAGACCAAGGAUGGCCAGCACACACUCAGCGGCAAUCAUGAUGACAAACCUUCCAAAAUCGCGAGUCACAACAAGAGUGACUUGCCGCCGCGCCGCAUAUCCUCCAGCAGCCCUGCGCCUCCUGACUUUGGCAUGAGGACCCACCUUACUGUCGAACAAGCCAUAGGAUCUCCGGUGCCCUCCGCCCCCGGAACUCCCACGUCAAUCGCGUUGCCGAUGAACCCGCCUAGUGUGAUAAGCCAUAGCAGGAGGUCGUCGUUUUCGUCUAGACGCUCGCCGUCACCCGCUCCGUCUAUGCCGCUGCCGGCUGUAAUGCCCAUGGAACCAUCGCCGAAACCUCACCCCUCUGGUGGCCUCGGCAUGAAGAAUUCAACGCUCUACGCCAAUGAGACACUUUCAUCCUUUUUCCGACGCUUGACUUUCACCCCAGAUGGCAGUCUUCUGCUUACUCCAGCUGGCCAAUAUCAAACUCAACACAGCUCAGAAGGAAAUGCGAAGCCCACAUUUGAGGUCACGAACACUGUCUACAUUUACACCAGAGGUGGCAUCAAUAAGGCACCGAUUGCGCACUUGCCUGGUCACAAGAAGCCUUCUGUCGUGGUGAAGUGCUCACCAAUCUUUUACUCAUUGCGGACAUCACCCCCUGUAACCAAGCAUAUCACCAUCGAUACGUCGUCCUCCGAAGAUCCCAUCCCAGCAUUGCCUGAACCAGUCUCGAAGCCGGUGACAUCUGCUUCGGUCAUGGACCCGCCUCCGCCGCCAACCUCAGUCCCCGAGUCUAUCUCUACACCAAACAAGGCCGAAUCUGGCGCAUCUACCCCUGGCCCCAAGGCAGCUUUUGCUUUGCCAUACAGGAUGAUCUACGCCGUUGCGACUCAAGACGCCGUCCUUCUCUACGAUUCUCAGCAGCAGACGCCUAUCUGCAUAGUCAGCAAUCUUCACUGCGCGACGUUCACGGAUCUGGCUUGGUCAAGCGAUGGACUCACUCUUCUGGUCUCAUCCUCAGACGGAUUCUGUUCGACCUUAUCUUUCUCACCCGGUGAGCUGGGCCAGAUCUAUCAAGGAGAUUUGCCCACUGCCAAGAACCCAACAGCUGGAAGCACAGGAGCGAGUACGUUGUCGAACCAAAACACUCCGGUUCCUGCUCCGAGCUCAACAUUCGCCUCUGCAUCUCCGUUUCCGAAUGGCUCUGGUCAUCAUCACCGGAACUCGACAAGCUCUUUCACCGCUCCAUCACCUCCACCUGCUGGAUUCGUCAGCCAGCGGCCUCAGUCGCCUGCUCGAUCAAACUCUACUUCGUCUGUGGCGACUCAGUCAUCGAAUGUGGUGACAAACCCCCCCUUGAUUGUGGGCAGCGUACCUGGCAUAGCCGUUUCCAACUCUACCAAGGUCACGGGCGUCCCCAUCACAACGCCACCAGAGACGCCGAGGACCAAUGCUGCCACGAGCUCGGCUGGUGGUGCGCUGGCCGUUGGUCCGGCAGCAAGCGGAAACAAGCGCGAUGCGAGCGAAGGAGAGAAGGAGGAGGGUAGCGAGCCCAAGAAGAGGCGAAUUGCACCUACCCUAGUGGAGCAGAAGCCUGGAGAUCCCAUCAUCAUCAUCAUCAUCAUCAGUGAGGCCAUGGCAUCGAAACAACCGCCCGACUCAAGUCUCAUUGAAAACCCUUUUAUCAAGAAGCGCAAUCUAGGAUGGAGGUUGGAAGUCCCGGGUUCAAAGCUCAAGGACGACGGAAGGGAAGGUCAGAGCGAAGGAGAUGAGCAGCCAAAACCACUGAACAAAGCCAGCAACGGGCAGAGUCAAGAUCACCUGCUACUAUUUUACUCACCAUCCCAUAAGGCCGGACCAAAUCUCUCAGCGGCGCUGGAAUCCGGCGCCGCAACGCAACCCGACCCGACAACCCACUUCUUCACCCACCUAGCAAAACGGACGCUCGACCCCUACCCGGCGCGCACGCCGCACCUGUCUCCACAGUCCGACGGUGCGUUCAGGACGCUCUUUUCCUCGCAUGCAGGGUCGCGGCAGGGUGCGCACUUUGUGGUGCACCAGCACGACCACCCGAUCGCGGGCGUGCACUACGACCUGCGGCUGCAGGUCAACCAGACGAGCAGUGUUAGUUGGGCGGUCAUGUACGGGUUACCUGGGGACGCGAACUCGAAGAGGUUGAAUCGGAAUGCGACGGAGACGCGGGUACAUUGUCUUUGGAAUCACGUUGUUGAAGUGGGGGCGUUGGGGACGGGGAGCUUGGUUGUUUGGGAUUGUGGGUGGUUUGAGGUUCUGGGGAGCAGGAGAGGGAGGGGGGGAGGGCCGGCUGUUGAUCCGGAUUCUGGAGGGGAGGAUGUUGAUAAUGAGGAUGGAAGGGAUGAAGAUGAAGAAGGGGGGGUGACAGAGCAAGAGAAGUUGGCGAGAGCUUUUGGGGAGAGGAAGAUUCGGGUUCGGUUACAUGGGAGUAAACUGCCCGAGAGGUACGUAUUGAAUUUGAGGCUUCCUAGGGGAGAGGACGCGGAGGGGAGGAGGAAGAGCGCGAGGGCGCUGGGGAGGCCUGCGAGGAAGAGGAGGCGCGGUGGCGGGAAGAAGCAGACGUAUGUCGUCGAGACUAGCUCUGACGGGGAGGGCUCUGGUGGUGAAGGGGACGGUGAUGUUGUUCCAGAUCCUCUCGACGGUAGUGACGAGGGAGAGAAGGGCUUAUCGGCCGUGGAGCGGGAGAUUCGGGAGGUGGAGGACGAGCACGUCAGGAGAACGAACGCGUACAAGGGGGCGGAGAAUAGCGUCGGGAGCGUGUAUCAGCGGCGGUGGUAUCUUUCGCUCGACCGGGAGGCGUGUGGGUUUGAGAGGAGGAGUGUUGGGGGGAAGCGGAUCUGGGUUUUGAGGGAUGAUGGUGGUGGUGGCGGCGUUACUGGUGGCAGUGGCGGCGGGGAGAAUGGAGGAGGCGGUGGUGAGGCUGACGAGACUGGGAGGCUGAGUUUUCCGUUCUAUGUGAGGGGUCCCGAGGUGGAGAGGAGCAUUGUCACCGGACGGAGGGGGGAUGAGGUUUUGAGGGACGAGGGGGUUGAGGGGUUUGUGAGGAGGAAGGGGUGGAGGCCUGUUUUGGAUUGA
This is a messenger RNA of Colletotrichum orchidophilum, 3669 nucleotides long. Its product is annotated as WD repeat domain-containing protein. The transcript is spliced from 6 exons. The record is from RefSeq and is a predicted model, not a curated record. Gene Ontology annotation, cellular component: CAF-1 complex; nucleus. Gene Ontology annotation, biological process: nucleosome assembly; DNA replication-dependent chromatin assembly. NCBI's taxonomy places the organism in Eukaryota, Fungi, Ascomycota, Sordariomycetes, Glomerellales, Glomerellaceae. Gene Ontology annotation, molecular function: protein binding. The coding region runs from base 1 to 3669 and encodes 1222 amino acids.